This is a messenger RNA of Boleophthalmus pectinirostris (great blue-spotted mudskipper), 4661 nucleotides long. It is a transcript of the gene pals2b, whose product is annotated as protein associated with LIN7 2, MAGUK p55 family member b. The coding region runs from base 51 to 1673 and encodes 540 amino acids. Lineage: Eukaryota; Metazoa; Chordata; Actinopteri; Gobiiformes; Gobiidae. Gene Ontology annotation, molecular function: protein binding. The transcript has 13 exons. Gene Ontology annotation, cellular component: cell-cell junction; plasma membrane. The record is from RefSeq and is a predicted model, not a curated record.
CAGAUUCCGGAUGAUCAGUGUGUAGGACGGGACCGACCUGUGGCUCAGCCAUGCAGCAAGUGUUGGACAACAUGCCGGAGGAACAGCCCCCGAGCGGCGGCGGCGGCGGAGGAGGAGGAGGAGCUAAAGACAUCGACCUGCUGUUCCUGCGCGGCAUCAUGGAGAGUCCCACAAAGCCGGAGCAGGAGGACGAGGUGCGUCUGGAGGCGGUGCAGGACAAUAACGUGGAGCUGGUGAGCGACAUUUUAGGCGACAUCAGACACUUGAAGAGCCGAGACCAGAGCGCCGAGGAACUGAGCCGCAUCCUGCAGGAGCCACACUUCCAGACUAAACUAGAACUACAUCAUAAAGUGGUAUGUCUCACGAAUGUCCCGCCCCCCGCUGAGACGACCAACGACGCGGCGGUGAACAGCGCCCUGAUGCAGGCGGACGCCGUCAGGAUGAUCGGCAUCAGGAAGAAGGCCGGAGAACCUCUGGGCGUGACGUUCCGCGUGGACAAAGACGAGCUGGUGAUCGCGCGGAUCCUUCACGGCGGGAUGAUCGACCGCCAGGGCCUGCUCCACGCCGGCGACAUCAUCAAAGAAGUCAACGGGAAAGACGUCGGAAACAACCCCACGGAGCUGCAGGAACUCCUGAAGGAAUGUAGCGGCAGCAUCACCCUGAAGAUCCUGCCCAGCUACAGGGACGCACCUGCCGCGCCACAGGUGUAUGUGCGUCCGUACUUUGACUAUGAUCCGGCCCAUGACAGUCUGAUCCCCUGCAGAGAGGCGGGCAUGUCCUUCCACCGAGGAGACAUCCUCCAGAUCGUCAACAGAGAAGAUCCCAACUGGUGGCAGGCGUGUCACAUGGUGGGCGGGGCCACUGGACUCAUCCCCAGUCAGUUCCUGGAGGAGAAGAGAAAAGCCUUCGUCCCCCGAGACUUCGAAGGAUCAGGGAUGUUGUGUGGGACUCUCGCUGGGAAAAAGAAGAAGAAAAUGAUGUAUCUGACGGCAAAGAACGCAGAGUUCGACCGUCACGAGCUGCAGAUCUACGAGGAGGUGGCCAAAGUCCCGCCCUUUCAGAGGAAGACGCUGGUCCUGAUUGGUGCUCAGGGCGUGGGGAGGCGGAGCUUGAAGAACAGGCUGAUGGUUCUUCACCCGACGCUGUUCGGCACCACCAUCCCCUACACGUCCCGUCGUCCCCGUGACGAGGAGCUGGACGGGAGCUCGUAUCACUUCACUUCGCGCUCGGAGAUGGAGCAGGACGUAAAGGCCGGACGCUUCCUGGAGCACGGAGAAUAUGAAGGAAACCUGUACGGAACCAAGAUCCAGUCCAUCCACCAGGUCGUGUCCACGGGGAGGACCUGCAUCCUGGACGUCAACCCUCAGGCUCUGAAGAUCCUGAGAACCGCAGAGUUUAUGCCGUACGUGGUUUUCAUCGCGGCUCCGGACUUCGAGACGCUCAAGUCGAUGCACACGGCCGUGGUGGACGCCGGACUCACCGCCAAACAGCUCACGGACGUGGACUUGAGGAAGACGGUGGACGAAAGCGCUCGGAUCCAGCGCUCGUACAGUCACUACUUCGAUCUGACCAUCACCAACGACAACCUGGACGGAGCCUUCGACGCUCUGCAGGCCGCCGUCGACAAGCUCACCGGCGAGCCGCAGUGGGUCCCGGUCAACUGGGUCUACUGAGGGGCCCCCGACGCCGUCCAGGGGCCCCCGAGACAUCCCAGGGCCCCAUAACGUCACCCGGGGGCCCCUUGCUGUCAUCCACGGGUCCGGUGAUCUCACGGUCCUCCAAUUCCAUCAACGGAGUGGUGAACUGAGUCUACUGAGGGGCCCCCAACAUCAUCCAGGGGCCCCACUAAAUCCUGGACCCUUUAAAGAAAGACAUUUAGGAGCCCGGUGCGCUCAGGGGCCCUCCAGUACCAUCCAGGAGCUUGGUCAACUCGGUCUACGGAAGGUUCCCAACUCCAUCCAGGGGCCCCUGAGUCUUCUGUGGGGCCCCCGACCGGGACGCAAACAUUCCUCUGGCGGCACAAAAGGUUUUCUACUCAAAGGGAAAAAGCGCUUAUUUAUUUUAUAACUUUUUAUGAAACUUUCUACUGGAGUUUGAGUGAAGUAAACGGGUCCAUGUGGGUCGUGUCUCUUCUUUUAUUUAUUGUUUCGGUUUGGAUAGAGUUAGAGUUUUGUUAGAGUUUUGUUAGAGUUUUGUGUUAGAUUUUUAGAUAUUCACGCUGUGUUCGCUUCGUGGUGUCUUUAAGGAGACUUUAGACGUAGGCUGACCAGAUUUCAAGAUUUCAAAAUAAAAAUUAAAAAAAGCUGGGACACUCUUGUUUUUUGUUUUUUUUUGGUGGUUGGUAAUAAUAAAAUUGUAAAAUGAGUGCGAAAUUAAGGAAAACUGUUCUACACUCAAUUUUCUUUGUGUUUUGGUUGUUUUUAAUCAGCUUUUCUGUAUUUUACCAAAACAAAUGUCAGUGUGCGUCUCUUUUUACUGUUGGCAGGGAGCAAAUUGGUCAAAAAUCAGGACAUUUCUUGACAAAUCGAAGUUUUUGGGGACGUCUGGUCACUCUGUUUAGACGUUAUGUUCCACUAUCGUCUCACGUUUUGUCUCGUUUGUAAAAACGCCGCUCGCCAGUGUCACGAACUUUAACACUGAACCGUCACGACGUUCACGGGCGCAGAACUCAGACUGAGAUUUGUCCCAUUAUAAACCUGGACAAGAGCCGUUGAACCGAGUUUCUGGAGAAUUGGAUUAACGUCCCUCCAGCCCAGAAAACUAAACGGAAUCACAAACUUCUGGGGUUCAUCUGCAGUGUUGGGGAGUAACAGAUUACCUGUACCAGAGUAAUCAGAGUACAAAUGAUGAGUAACUGUAUUCAGUUACAGUUACUGUUUCAGUGAGUGGUAAUUGGAUUACAGUUACUUUGUUGGAAUAAAUGGAUUACAUGGAGGGAUUUUCCUGUUUUCACAUUUUGGACUAAACCAGGACUAAAACCAGGACUAAACCAGGACUAAACCAGGACUAAACCAGGACUAAACCAGGUCUAAACCAGGACUAAACCAGGACUAAAAGUAAAAUAAACUUCCCAACUCUGUUCGUCUGACGGCUCCUUCAAAAAAACAGCUUUUAAAUCUUAAACUUUAUCCAUCUAAGUGAGCGUGGGUGAUCCUUUUCUGUUUAAAUAAUUAUAUAAAUAGACAAAUUUCUAUAUUUCAAAUGGAUCAUCUCCACAUUUUUCAUUUGGGAUUGAGGCAACGUAAAUAUUUAAUUAGAAAAAGACGAUACGAUGUGUUAAACUGAGAUCCAGGGUGCAUGUGAACGUAGUGACGGACGCCUGUGUGUCGCAGAUUUUUCCUUGUUUUUCUUUUUUUUUUUGUAGUUGUCACUGGACGUGUAGACAAAAACUUAAACAACUGUUCAAAACACAAAUCUCCUGCUUUCAUUUGAGUGUAAAAUGUGUCAAAACUCUCAAUUUUCUGAUGGUAAAACCUGGUUGAACUUCGGGAUGGGACAAGACCUCGUGCCACAAGAGAAAAAUAAAUUUAGAUUAGACAAAAAAAAACAAAAACGUUCAGUGCUGGUGGGUUGCAUCUUUUGAGAAGCUGUGGUUCCAAAAAACUGUGCUGGAACGACAACAAAAAUAUGAAAUGAAGUAAAUACAAAGUCUGAAGACAAUUUGGGAACGAAAUCGGACAAUUUAUAGGUUAGAAAUGAUGUUAAAAUCUCGUUUUGUCUCGUUCUCGUGGACCCAGUCUCGUGUCUCGUCCCAUCCUCAGUCUUACUCCAAAGUAGAUUCUGUAGAUUUGACUCUGGGAUAGUUCAAGUAUUUUAGAAAAGCUCCACAAAAAACCUACUUUACUGUAAUAAUAGUGAGUCUGGAAGAUUAUCAGCAGGUAUUUUAGGUGAAAAAACGACUAGAAUAACUGUGUGGAUGUAACUUCCAAUUAUAAAUAAGGAGGACAAAAUUUUAAAGCACAAAAGUUUUCAAAGAGACACAAAAAUUAGACAAACUAAAUCCGAUAUGAAAGAGCUGCAAGAAACAAAAGUUCAGAAUAAUUUCAGAUUGUCUCAUGACGUUUUUAUCACUUCAAACUCACUCCACAAACAUUACUAAAGUAGAAGUAAAGGUAAAGUACUUUUAAAAUACGACCUACUUCUGUGUUGAAUUGUAAAAUACUGAACUGUCCCAAGAGUUUUAGAGUAUUUCUUCUUACAUUUUCUUUUCAUUUUGAAGUGUCUGGACCUUUGGGCAAACUUAAAAGCUGAAUUGCGAAACUUUCCUGGUGCGUUUCUUGGUCUGGAAUGUUCCGCAGUACGGCAUUAAACCUUUCCAUCUCCACGGAGACCAAGUUUUAGGUCAGAUCUGGGUCAGAGUGUUUGUUCUUUCGAGGUUUUUUCUGAGCUCUAAAAGCCAUUUUAAUGUCACACUGUGGAACUUUUAAGGCAGAGCGAUGGCGUAAAUCCAUAGAAACGAGCGGGAAAGUUCCGCAAUGCGCCUUUAAAUUCGCCAAACCCCUUUUCUUUGGUGCUGCGUUUGAGCUCGUCCACUCACCUGUUUUGUGUUUUACCCGUCACCAAAUACGAACCUAUGCAUCUGCUUUGUGAAUGUCAGAACUUUAAACUUCUGCUGAUUUUCUAAUAAUAAAUAAAUAAUAAAAAUUAAAAAAAAACAACAA